Neodiprion fabricii is the source of this 802-nucleotide messenger RNA. RefSeq names its product hemolymph lipopolysaccharide-binding protein-like. The transcript is spliced from 4 exons. Bases 108 to 683 code for a protein of 191 amino acids. Lineage: Eukaryota; Metazoa; Arthropoda; Insecta; Hymenoptera; Diprionidae. The record is from RefSeq and is a predicted model, not a curated record. Gene Ontology annotation, molecular function: signaling receptor activity.
AGGGUCACCAUGUCUGCGGUGUUAUCGUUAAUCGUUUUCGGACAACAAUCCCAGCCAUCGACCGUACGUUGAAUGAGCAAAAACCAUCGCAGGGGAAUACAAAUACAAUGUUGAUUCCAGAAAUAGAUCGGAGAAUCGAAGAGAUACCAUCGGAGACGGAUGCGAAACGCAGCUAUAACACCCCAAUCUUCAGCUCGGGAUUACGGUCCGACGCUCUACCAGCUCUACCUAAUUUCACCUACAUUCCAAACAUUUCCCUCACCAAACGGAACGACUACACCUACACGCCGGGAAUCGGUGCUCAUAAGGUUCACACCGAAGCGUCUUCGUGGUCAACUGCUUGGAGGAAGUGCCGAGACGAAAAGGCCCACCUCGCUGUCGUCAACUCUCGUGCCGAAUCGGAACUAAUCGUAUCACUCCUAAGAAAAGCGGGUCCUACAAGGGGUGGGAAUUCCCCCAACCAUGCCCACGUUGGUUUUCAUGAUUUGUACGCGUACGGCCAAUGGGUGACAAUUGAUGGUCAAUCAUUGUUUGGGGCAGGAUUCAGCGAGUGGCAGGAGGGUGAACCUAGCUACCGGGACCACGGACAUGAACAUUGUGGAUCGAUCCACAUUUCAGACGGUAAACUCAACAACCAGAAUUGCAAUUUUGACUUGUCCAGCUUCGUUUGUGAGCUGCCCUAGGCUUGGCCGCCUCGUACAAUCAGAUAUUGAUUUAUCAUGCGUGUUAUGAGCAGUAUCCAUUUUACAAAUGAAGUUCUGCUGCCGAUGUAGCAAAUUGGAAUAAAUAUUUAAAACCACUA